Messenger RNA from Phascolarctos cinereus (koala), 3303 nucleotides. It is a transcript of the gene RHPN2, whose product is annotated as rhophilin Rho GTPase binding protein 2. The record is from RefSeq and is a predicted model, not a curated record. Gene Ontology annotation, biological process: signal transduction; negative regulation of stress fiber assembly. Lineage: Eukaryota; Metazoa; Chordata; Mammalia; Diprotodontia; Phascolarctidae. Gene Ontology annotation, molecular function: protein binding.
CAGUAGGGGGAGGGGUCAGAGAUCGAAUCUCCAGCCCAGACUGCCAGCCAGUCCAGCACUGUGCUGGGACACAGCGCCACGGCGAGACCGAUCGGAAGAGCCCCCUACCCCUGCUUCCAGCAUCCUCAGCCUUCCCCAGGCCAGGAUCCAACAUGACGGACACCUUGCCGCCCCCGGCCGGCCGACCCUUGGAGGAGGGGGAAUGCUAUUUCCGAAAGGGUUGUAACCCUCUGGCUCAGACAGGGCGAAGCAAACUUCAGAAUCAAAGGGCUGCAUUAAACCAACAGAUCAUGAAAGCUGUUCGAAUGAGAACUGGCGCUGAAAAUCUUUUAAGAGCAACCACAAACAACAAAGUGCGAGACCAGGUUCUCUUGGAACUUAGUUACGUAAAUUCAGAUCUGCAGAUCUUAAAGGAGGAAUUAGAAGGACUUAACAUCUCAGUGGAAGUUUACCAGAACACAGAGGAGACAUUUACAAUUCCCCUGAUUCCCCUUGGCCUAAAGGAAACCAAAGAAGUUGACAUAUCAGUCCUUCUUAAGGAUUUUAUCUUGGAACAUUACAGUGAAGAUAGUUCUUUAUAUGAAGAUGAAAUUGCAGAUCUUAUGGAUCUAAGACAAGCUUGCCGCACACCUAGCCGAGAUGAAGCUGGUGUCGAAUUGUUAAUGACAUACUUCAUUCAGCUUGGCUUUGUUGAAAACAGAUUUUUUCCACCCACUAGGCACAUGGGAAUUUUAUUUACAUGGUAUGAUUCAUUAACUGGUGUUCCAGUCAGCCAGCAGAAUUUGUUGCUGGAAAAAGCCAGUAUCCUAUUUAAUAUUGGCGCUGUCUAUACACAAAUUGGAACCCGAAGUAACCGGCAGACACAAACAGGGCUUGAACAUGCUGUGGACGCCUUUCAGAGAGCUGCAGGAGUUUUAAACUACCUAAAGGAAACAUUUACUCAUACACCAAGUUAUGACAUGAGCCCUGCCAUGCUAAAUGUUCUGGUCAGAAUGAUGUUAGCACAAGCUCAAGAAAUCAUUUUUGAGAAAAUAAGUCUCCCUGGGAUCCGAAAUGAGUUCUUUACCUUAGUGAAGAUGGCCCAGGAAGCUGCCAGGGUUGGGGAGGUUUACCAGCAACUUCAUUCAGCUAUGAGUCAGGAGCCAGUUAAAGAGACUAUCCCGUACUCUUGGGCCACCCUGGUCAAAGUGAAAUCCGACCAUUAUAGAGCUCUGGCUCACUACUUUGCUGCCACCAUUCUGAUUGAUCAUCAAUUGAAUCCUGGAGAUGAUGAAGACCAACAGGAAAAGUGCUUGUCUCAGCUGUAUGAUCACAUGCCUGAAGGAUUUACACCUUUGGCAACAUUGAAGAACAAAAAUGAGCGGAAACAACUAGGAAAAUCCCAUUUACGUAAAGCCAUCACUGAUCAUGAAGAAUCUGUGAGGGCAGCCAGCCUGUGCAAAAAGCUGAGGAACAUAGAGAUUCUUCAGGAAAUCUUGUCUGUUGCUCACAAGAGGUCUCAUCUCAAAUACUCUCAACAUAAACAAGAUGACGAUUUUCUGAAUUUAAUAGAUGCUCCAGAUAUUACCUCUAAAACAGAGCAGGAAGCUGAGAUGAUAGCACCACAGUUUUCCAAGGUGGUAGUGACAGACUUCUUUCAGAGGCUGGGCCCUUUAUCUAUAUUUUCCGCAAAUAAGAGAUGGACAGCUCCUCGAAACAUUCAUUUUACCAUUGAAGAAGGAGAUUGGGGGUUCACUCUGAGAGGAGGUUCCCCAGUACAAGUUCAUUUUCUGGAUCCAUACUGCUCUGCUGCACUGGCAGGUGCUAAAGAAGGAGAUUAUAUUGUUUCUAUUCAAGAUGUGGAUUGUAAGUGGCUAACAGUGAGUGAGAUCAUGCAAAAACUGAAAACUUUAGGGGAGGAAGAUAUUGAGAUGAAGGUCAUUAGUCUUUUGGACUCAGCAUCUUCUGUGCAUAAUAAGUGUGCUACCUACUCUGUGGGAAUGCAGAAAACUUACUCCAUGAUCUGCUUAGCCAUAGAAGAUGAUAAAAUCAACAAAACCAAAAAAAUCUCCAAAAAACUGUCUUUUUUGAGUUGGGGAACCAACAAAAACAGACAGAAGUCAGCUAGCACUCUCUGUCUCCCAUCAGUUGGGCUGGUAAGACCCCAGAACAAGAAGAAACUUUCUUCUCCUUUUGGUCUUCUCAAUACAGAAAGUUCACUGUAUUAACAUUUCAGCAAAUGAAGCUAUUUCUAAGUGUUCAGUAGCUCUCAAUAUAUGUGCCAUAAUGUGAAAUUUAUUAACAUAUUUAAAACCUAUUUUCUUAGAUUUUAAACUUGGAUGUGGCAUUUGUAUCCUAAACAAAAGUGCCGAAACUGGAUUUACAGAAGACAUUGUCUUCUGUGUGAAGCGUGUCAGUGUAUUGCUACAAGUUAUUUAUUGCAUAUAGUCCUGUAUAUAAAAAAGUGCUGAAAAUAUGAAGGAUAGUCUUCACAACUAAUUUUAUUACUUGUCCUUGUAUCAGUUUUAAAUUAAUAUUGCAGAUAUCACUAUGUAAUAGAUUUAGAGUUUGAAAAAAAAUAAAUUCUUUAAUUUUAAUUCAAACAAAUGCUAUACAACAUGGCAGCUAGUAUCCAGACUACAGUAGUGGAUUUGAGUUACUGUUAUCAAAAAUAGUUGUGCAUACUCAAUGACAAGUUUUACUUUGAUUGCUGUACAAAAUGAAUGACAAAACUGCAUACUUUUAGGACAGUUGCAGGUUCUAGAUACAACCUAGUGCCAAAUUUCAUAAUUACUAUUAACAGCAGAGACUAUUUAGAACCAGCUUUGACUUUACAUAUUGUUUAGAAAUAAUUUUCAUGUUGCUAACACACUAGUGUUAGAUAAAAAUGCCAUCUACAGGGUAGAUAUUAUACUGUUUGAUACUCAAAACAUUUUCCAUUUUGUUUAAAGUAGGAAAGUGCAAUAAAUGCACCUUGAAUAAAUCUCUGGCUAAAAAAAGCCUGUUUUAAAAAGAAAAGCCUGUUUUAACUUUUCUUUGCAAUAAAUAUAUAAUAUUACGGAAGUUUUAAGCUCUAUGUAAGACUUUUAAAAUCCAAAUGUUUCCUAAGUAAUGACAGUUUUGUGGGGGUUUUUUGCUAUGUACCUGAAUAAUACAGAAAAAAUUGCUAAACAUAUCAUUAAUACCUGUAACAGAAGUUUCCAAGUUUUAGUUUCAUCAUAAUCAUUAAAGUCCUAAGGGAACAUUGUGCAAAUGUAUCCAAACAGUGCCUUUAGCAUUACAUUUGUAGAAGCUUAUGUAUUUAAAUAAAUAACUAUUAAUUUA